AUGGUGAGCACCGAAAACCUUACAAGCGCCGUCUACACCAAGGUCAUACUCAACUGCCUAUUCCGCUCCGGCGGCUCCGCUGUUCUCUUCUCCAACAAACCCUCUCACCGCCGCCGCUCUAACUACGAGCUCUUGCACGCAGUCCACACUCACACGGCCAGCUCCGACGUCGCGUACAAUUGCAUAUUCAAGGAAGAAGAUUCCGACAACACCACAGGGAUAACAGUAACUAGAAACCUGUUGAUCGCAGCUACUUCCGCCAUCGAACACAACCUCGCAAAAUUAGGGUUUCUCAUCCUCCCUCUCUUGGAAAAACUCCUCGUGGCCAUAAAUCUCAUGAAGAUGAAGCCGUACAUCCCGAAAUCAAGCGAUGUGCGCAGCAUUUUAUUCCUCACGUGGGCGGGGUGUGAAGAAAAGUUAGGGGCAGAACCAUAUAGUAUGUGGGUACUUGGAGGCCCAUGA
Salvia splendens (bonfire salvia) is the source of this 462-nucleotide messenger RNA. Its product is annotated as 3-ketoacyl-CoA synthase 9. The record is from RefSeq and is a predicted model, not a curated record. The transcript has a single exon. Gene Ontology annotation, biological process: fatty acid biosynthetic process. The coding region runs from base 1 to 462 and encodes 153 amino acids. Gene Ontology annotation, cellular component: membrane. NCBI's taxonomy places the organism in Eukaryota, Viridiplantae, Streptophyta, Magnoliopsida, Lamiales, Lamiaceae. Gene Ontology annotation, molecular function: acyltransferase activity, transferring groups other than amino-acyl groups.